UACCAGGCGGGGGCUUUCGGGAGGGGCAGUGUUGGGAAGGACAGGCUGGAAAGAGCCACAGCUAUGCCUGGCAAGGAGCCAUUUUUCUUGACCCUGGGGUUGCCGACGCUGCACAACGUUUCAUAUAUUUUUCUCCUUCCUUGCUUCUCUAUCAAGCGCGCAUUCUUUUCGGGCGAUAUUUCUUAUAUCUUUUUCCUACUUCUUUGGGACGUGCAAAAUAUAAACAACGGUUUUAGGAAACGGGCAUUCCAGGUGCACACUUUUAUUUCCUUUUUUGAACAUCACAUUCCGUUCAGGUUACUUGUUGCAGCCCGUUUCCUUUGUGCCAGUGCUAUUUCUUGCUUCACCUACUUUAUUCUCCGAGGAGGACUUCCUUUGCAUGUACACUAGUCUAAUUCACCACCCAAUAUGAAACGGCCAUCGGUUUAUGUCCAAGUCGACCAAAGUCCCCACAUCGCCAUGCUCACUCACCUCAUUGCCAACACCCUCGCGUUCCACACAUGCAUUUGAUAUCUCCACAGUGCGGCCACAGCGCCGGUACUCCUCGGCACAAAACCUGCAUAGCCCACAAAGCGUGCGCGAGUCCGCAGCACGGCGACUGGACAUUGGCAGACCACGCACUGAGGUUGUCCUGCAGCGCACACCGACGUCAUUAUACGAGCGCACACGGCAGCCAACCUCACACCCAAGCAACCUCAUGUACCUGGCAUCCUCCUCAUCCUCGUCGCAGCUCGGCGGCAUGUAUUCGCCAUCACUGAGGCAAUCUCGGCGCGCCUCCAUUGUACUGCAGUCGAAUUCAUUCAACCUGCCUGCUGCUCUGCCAGCCACAGGCCAGUUGGGCGGGCCACGGACAGCCCACGCAGGCGACCCACGCAGUCUCACCAGCACAAAGUCGCUACCGUACCAGAGCGCAGAGCAGGAGCGACGAAGACGACGUAGUAUUGCACAUGAGCGGUACCCGCCGCUGGUCAGCAUUUUUGAGGACCUGCAAAGCGAUGUGGGGAGGUCGCCGAUCAAAGAAACAGAAGUCAAUAAUGCGGCGUUUUUCGCGGCGGCAGAUAUCUGCGCUAUACACGAGUGCCCCCAAAAGAUGGCUGACGAGCCAGCGCUUGUAAAGCGGACUCACAGCAGCUCGUCGCUGAUUUCUGUGUUUUCCUUCUUCCUCAUCGUCCUCGGAACGUUCCACGUACGCGUAUAUAUUUGACAGUGCCAGAGCCUCGUCGUGUGUCACGCCCAACACCAAACACAACACUGGGAGUAAGCGGCGUUCGUAUAUAGAGGCGCCGAUUGGUGAUAUUCUGCUCAGCCCAGGG
Messenger RNA from Linderina pennispora, 1313 nucleotides. RefSeq lists its product as uncharacterized. NCBI's taxonomy places the organism in Eukaryota, Fungi, Kickxellomycota, Kickxellomycetes, Kickxellales, Kickxellaceae. The transcript has a single exon. The coding region runs from base 428 to 1204 and encodes 258 amino acids. The record is from RefSeq and is a predicted model, not a curated record.